UGGAUCGUGUCGGUUGGGGAUCGCUCCCGUGUUCGUUUCGGUUCUUGUGGCGAGAAAUCUUAUGGCAAGCCAAACAGCAGUGAUAUAAAUCUUGUGCGUGAUCCAAAAAUAACGCCCAGAAAAUAUCUGCAAAAGGGGGACAAAAACAGAGCGCGUGCCAAGUGCUCAAGUGAAAAUGUUUACGCGCAGAAGGCACCAAAGUUAAUCAGUUCGAAAAAGAAAAGUCCACGGCGAGUGAUUUAUUUUAAGUGUGGUGCAAUCGUUACUGAAUGAAAAAUAAUCGAAAACAUUUCGAUUUGUUUGUGCAAAACCGCAGCCAGUGACAAACGAAAAUAAAGUCCCUGCCAAAAUUGUUUUGCGCAUCUUCGGGGCAGAUCAAAGAUAAAACAAAUCAAGCGCAAAUUGCAGACGAAACUUUAGCUGGAAAUGAAAUUAAAUACGGAAAGGAACUGGACAAAGGAGCAUGCUAAAUACUGCAAGUAAAUAAAGUGUCGAAACUAUUUAAGGCGCUCAAAGAAAAUCCAUGUAAAUACGGAGUGCGGAAAAUGUGAGCCGUUCGGUUGGACACAACAAAGAGGGAAAACAGCGAAAAGCCCGGGAAAAGAACAAUUAACCAAACGGGAAAGACAAACACGGGCGGAAUGUGAAAACUUUGGCCGGAGCAGAGAGUGUAAGGCCAAAAUUAAUAUCGAAAAUAGCAGGAAGCAGCAGGAAAGCAGAAGGCAAGUCCCGGAGGCGGAAAAACAAAGCCAUGAAGUUUCGUUUGGCAGCAUUUUGGCUAUUUCUGCUCACAGUUGGCGGCAAUCACAUGCAAUUAAGCCAAGUUCGCUCGUGGGGCGUGGCCGCCGAAAAGCAGCUGCACAAAGGAAAUGAACUGGAAAACGCAAUGAAAUUGCGUGAAACCUCAAAGCAAACACGGGUUAUCGGGGACAUCACGACGACAAUUCAGCCGGAUCCAGGCAGAUCAAUUGGCCAUCAGGCAGUGCGACGUGCCAAGGCCCCGCCGCCCAAUUUGGAGCUGCAUUUCAGGCAGAGCCUGGGCAGGCUUUUCGCCUCCGACGAUGAAACAACCCAUGGACAGACAACCAAUGGCACUGACAGCCCCUCGGCCGCAGUUUUGGCCACCGAUAAAAGCCGCGACGAGGCGACAACCACUCAUCACCCGGGGCGGCGACAUGUGGUCCCCGAUAAGCUGCAGUACACCCAGGAGAUCCAGGUGAAGCAGGGUCGCCUCAUGGGCAUCACGCGUCGCUUCCAGGUGACCAGCGGACUGCGCCAGGUGGACCAGUUUCUGGGGCUGCCCUACGCGGAGGCGCCCACCCGCAAUCGACGCUUCAUGCCGCCAGGUGCCGCCUUGCCCUGGCAGGGCUUGAAGAUAGCGCGCCAUCUUCCGCCAGUAUGUCCACAGAAACUGCCAGAUCUUUCGCCCCACGGCAGCGAGAAUAUGUCCCGCGGUCGUCAUAAGCACCUGAGUCGCCUACUACCGUACCUGCGAACGGAGAGCGAGGACUGUCUGUAUCUCAAUCUGUAUGUGCCACACGAAGAACCUCAGAGUGUUCCCCAGCAAUAUGCUGUCCUGGUCUAUCUGCACGGUGAGUCCUUCGAAUGGAACAGCGGCAACCCGUACGACGGCUCCGUCUUGUCCAGCUAUGGAGAGGUGAUUGUGGUCACCGUCAACUACCGACUGGGUGUUUUGGGAUUUCUGCGUCCCAGCAUCGAUGCGCAUAAUAUAGCGAAUUACGCCCUGCUCGAUCAGAUUGCGGCGUUACACUGGAUCAAGGAGAACAUUGGUGCCUUCGGCGGCGACAACUCGCGGGUCACUCUGAUGGGUCACAGUACUGGGGCGGCGUGCGUCAAUUACCUAAUGGUAUCGCCGGUGGCCUCAGGCCUCUUCCACCGGGCCAUCCUCAUGUCCGGAUCCGCGAUGUCCGACUGGGCCGCCAGCAAUCAGUCGCUGCAACUGACCAUGCAAAUAGCCCAUGCCCUCGAAUGUCCGCUCAACGAGCACGUGGAGGCUGAGGACGAUGAUGUCCUGCUCGAUUGUUUGCGCCAUCGUCGCUACCAGGAUAUCUUGCACAUACCGACGGCGCUCACACAAUUUUCAACAUCAUUGGGUCCAAUUGUCGAUGGACAUGUAAUACCAAAUCAACCGUACAAGGUCAUGGGGCAUUAUACGGAGCACUUCAGCCGUUAUGAUUUAUUAUUCGGCAUCACGGAGUCAGAAUCCUAUCACACACUGGCCGCAUUAGCACUCGAGGAAGGAUUACGUGAAAAUGAACGCGAUAAUUUAUUGCGCUUCUAUAUGCAGAGCCGCUUUGAUGUACGCCCCGAUUUGGCAUUGGCUGCCACGCUGAAGAAAUACCAGGACAUGUACAACAAUCCGAUUAAGGCCACUAAUUUGGAGCAUCGUGACGUGGUCCUGGACAUACUGUCCGAUGCCCGAGUGGUCGGCCCGCUGCUGCAGACGGGGAUGUUCCACGCGGAUGUCAAUCGGCGCAAUUAUAUGUACGUAUUUGGCCAUAACAGCGCGACGGGACCGUUUGCCCACUUACCGCAUAGCAUUAUGGGCGAGGAAUUGGCGUUUAUCUUCGGGGCUCCCUUGGCCCCCGCAGGUCCCUUUCCCAGCGGCAACUACACGGUGCAGGAAAAGCUGCUUUCCGAGGCGGUAAUGGCAUAUUGGACGAAUUUCGUAAAGACCGGCAAUCCGAAGGCCCCGUGGAAGGGCGUCUUCCUCAACUCACAUGCCCUCGAGUGGGAUCGCUACGAUCUGGACUGGCCGGAAUUCAAUAGGCGGACUCAGGCGUAUCUAAAUAUAGGCAUUCCGCCGACGGUGGGCUACAAGUACCGUCAGAUUUACAUGAAUUUCUGGAACAAAGAGCUGCCGGACGAACUGAACCAGAUAGCGGCCAUUCAGGAGCAGCUGCAGGGGCCGGGUCAAGAGGUGAUCACGGGUCACAUGAGCAAGUACGGCCCGAGGGACCAUGGGGCCGAGGACCCUGUGAGAACGUUGAAGCUGCUCCUCCAAGAACCCAGUCUAGCGGGUCCCACGCAGAGUGGCGAGUCCACGGAAACGGCGGCGGAGAACAUGUACAAUGCCCCGCCCACUUUCGGGCAUGUGCACAAGAUGCAGGGUGGCAGUGACUUCGAUGACCUGGUGACCUCCACAAGUCCGCUGGAGAGCGGCGAGGAUCAUCAGCAGCAGUCGCCGCCGGAGACGGUGGCCAAGUCGGAGGUCACCACGCAACUGCUGAUCGCCCUGAUAGCCAUCAUAAUAGUUCUCAAUCUGCUGAUCUAUGGCACCUUUCUGCUGCGCCAGCGUCGUCGAAGGGCCAAGGCUCUGCCCUUCCCGGCUCCCAAGCUGGGCGGAACCAUCCUCAGCUACGACGGGGCCAACGACGAGGAGCUGAAGCGGUGCAGUAAGUCCCGCGAUGGCGACGAUAGCUUCGUUCUGGAGAUGACCAGGAAAUCGAACACUUACGAGGCCAUUAAAACGGGCCAGAGAUCGCUCAGUUGCUCCACCGUGGACACGCACACCAAGGUCUGUGAAUGGAUGUCGGGUCAGGAGGCGCCGAAACCGGGAAGCUUCAACACGGCCACGCCGCCUCCUCAGCCGAUCCUCACCGAUGGCAGGCUGAUCAUUUGCCAGGACAUAGAGGUGGCCGAUGCGGCCCUGCUGAUCCCCCAGCACAUGCACGAGCCGCAGCACUACGAGAUGCUGCUGCAAAGACAGCAUUCUGCCCUCACCGAGCCCAGCGAUGACAUCCUCCAGCAGCAGCCGUAUUCCCUGAGGAACCACUCGCACUCCCACUCGGAUCCGGUGGACAUGAUCCUGGCCGCCGACGAGCAGGUCACCAGUUUUGUGCACGCCGACGAUGUGGACAUCAAUGUGACGAGCAGAGAGGACUCGGAUGGCCUGGAGGUCAUUCCCCUGACGGCUGCCCAGCAACUGGAGCUUCUGCGGCAGCGCAACUAUCCCAAGGUCCUGCCCACGGAUCACGAUUUGAUGGGCAGCAGCUACAAGCGGAACUCCCUGCCGCCGCAGAACUUCAACGCCCCCCUGCCGCCGCCGAGAACCAUUAGCAACACUCUGGGCAGGAGGCGCAGGGACAGCAGCAACAUCACCACCUCGCCACUCCAGGUGGCGAGGGACGAGGAUGAGGAGCUGAAGGAGCCGCAAAUCUCGCUGAACACCCUCAUUGUUGGACCCAUUGUUCCCAAAUCGCCGGCCUCCAGUUUGAAGCGAGUGAAGAGAAUGCCCGAGUCGGCGGCCAUGACGGCGCUCAGCGGAUCAUUUCAGUCCUUCGAGUCCGUGCCGCCGGCCCACGAGACCACGCCCCCCCAGGGCGAGCGGACCGAGUGCAUUUACGCCAUUAAGCCGAGUCCUGGAAGUCCUGUAAGUUGCAGCUGGACGGCGCCCAAUGGCGAUUUGUAUGCGCAGCCCAUGAAAUCGCCCUCGAGGAGCUCGCUCAUUCCCAGGCCCACCAAGCAGCAGGUGGAAUCGCCAUCCCCGCCGGGGGUAGCAACUGGAGCGGCUGGGGAAUCUCCUGGAGCAACGGCACCAACGGCCGCAACAAGCCGCAUUCCUCAAUUGCAGCGUCAGGCUUCCGGCAAGGAUUUGCAGGCAGAAACCGCAAACCCCUUGGGAUGCCAGCAGCGAACCGAUUCCACAAUAUCAUCGGGCUCGUCGGCAUCCAAUGCCUCGACCACGGACUCAUCCAACUCCUACUCGUCCUCCUCCUCCUCGUCCACUGGAACCGUACGCACCGAGCUGCAGCAGUUCCAGCCUCCGCCGGGGCGAAGCAUUACGACCAAUAUAUAGAAACUCCGGGGAGCGGCUGCCAAGAAGUCCUUCAGAACAUCCCGCCGUGCCCGCAAUGCGGCGACAGACAGCUGCCUGCCAAAUCCUAUCCGCAUCCCAUCUCUCCGGUUUCUUUGGUCUGGAAUUUUAUGGGGCCUGCGUAAAUUUAAUAAUACAUUUCGGUGUAAAGUUUAUCUUUGACUUGGCGGCAUUGCUCGUGGUUACAGCUCCGACUGCUGGCCUUCUGGCUUUUGUGCGAGCAAACUUUCUGCCGGCGUAAAUUAGUUAAGAAAAUUGCACUGGAGGUUGCCCUGGAGAUUGCAGCGAAGGUUUGCGAUAUCGAAAUAGGCAACGAUUCCCGUAAAGGAAACUAAUUUCCCGGAGAAGAAUAUUGCUUUGAUAAAGUCUCUUUAACAAGUUGCUCGGCAAUAUUUACAAAUCACUUAAAACCGUUUAUUAGCUUAGACCCAAAGAUGGUAAUUGAUUUUAUUUAUAAGUUAAUUGGGUUGACUGUUUUAUUUGUCUAGCAUGUUAGUUUGUAAAUAGAAUGAAAAAUGAAUAUAAAUUCAAAUUUAUUUUAUUACGGUUAAGGGAAAAUCUUAAAAAAUGUUUAGUUUGAAAAUAAUUUAGUGAGGAAAUAUACUCGAAAUAUCCAAAAUUAGCCACAGUAUUUACAAUAAUAUCGUUAAAUAAUUAGAAAUAAAUAACAAGAAAAUAAAAUGAUAAUUUCAAUACUGAUUACACAUAAUUUAAGUUGAAGCAAACAAGGGACACGAAAAAAGUGUUUUAAUUGUACCAAAGUCCCAAUGCCAAGUAUUAAAUAAAUAAGGUUAACCAUAAGCCAACAUGCGAACUU
Drosophila takahashii is the source of this 5654-nucleotide messenger RNA. RefSeq names its product Neuroligin 1 (gene Nlg1). Gene Ontology annotation, molecular function: neurexin family protein binding; signaling receptor activity. Gene Ontology annotation, cellular component: cell surface; postsynaptic membrane; plasma membrane. Gene Ontology annotation, biological process: postsynaptic membrane assembly; synaptic vesicle endocytosis; modulation of chemical synaptic transmission. NCBI's taxonomy places the organism in Eukaryota, Metazoa, Arthropoda, Insecta, Diptera, Drosophilidae. The record is from RefSeq and is a predicted model, not a curated record.